CGAAGGCGCCAGGAUGAUGGCAGCCCUCAGGCAUGAGCUGAGUGGGUGAUACAUGGAGUCCAAGUACCUGAUUAUUACACUUGGAGCAUGACAACAUCUCUGAUGUUAGAAAAUACAUUUAAUCCUUAUGUAACCCUUAAAAGACACCAAUUUGUAUUAGAAAAUAUUACUUGGCAGAUGCACGUCCUGAGUAAUUGGAUGAGAUAUGCUUUUGGGGAAUUAAAUUUACAGGUCCAACAGGCAUCCAAGAUGGCACUACAAAAUCGACUAGCAUCGGACAUGUUACUGUUGAAAGAGCAUGGAGUGUGUGCUAUGCUGAAUCUAACUGAGGGAGAAUGCUGUAUCACCAUCCACAAUGCCACCACCUCUAUAGAGGAAGCCCGUGCCAGAAUGAAAGAAGUCACCGACAAGACUGGAGAACUCUUCCAGGCGAUGCAACCAAGGAACUGGUUUGAAGGAGCAUGGAUUGCAUCACUGUUGAAGUCUCUUGGACUCACAGGAUCACAACUGUCGAAGAAGAACUUGGAGUGUUUGAGCCAUGGGGUGGUGUAGGAGACAACUUGUAACUCCCAGAAACAAAGAUUGAGAGAAGUAGCCUGAGGGAAGCAUGAACAAUGUGGAGAGGGGAAACCUGGUAAAGAUAAGGGGGGAGGGGGGAGGCCCUCUGAGCCUUUCUGAGAAAUGUCUCAAACACUCACAAGUACCCUGAACUGAAUAAUGCAGGCCUUGUGCUCAAUGGACUGAUAAGGCUACCCAUGGGGGAGGAAUAGCAAAGGAUGCGGCUGGAGGAGGAAGCCCUGUGGAGACAGGAGGGUUCUGCUGAUACCGAAAAGCCGGUCGAAGAAACUCUCUAACACUCGUUUUGGAGUUUUAGAAAGCAGGCAUUCUUUAUUGCAG
This is a messenger RNA of Aquila chrysaetos chrysaetos, 897 nucleotides long. Its product is annotated as endogenous retrovirus group V member 1 Env polyprotein-like. Lineage: Eukaryota; Metazoa; Chordata; Aves; Accipitriformes; Accipitridae. The record is from RefSeq and is a predicted model, not a curated record. The transcript has 2 exons. Bases 88 to 552 code for a protein of 154 amino acids.